Cuscuta campestris is the source of this 2095-nucleotide messenger RNA. NCBI's taxonomy places the organism in Eukaryota, Viridiplantae, Streptophyta, Magnoliopsida, Solanales, Convolvulaceae. The record is from the annotation of a GenBank genome assembly.
CUCGAUCUCUGCAGCAUUCAUACUCCUCUGUUAAAGCUUCUGCUUCUAUCUAUCAUAUAUCAGUGGUGUUUGUUAAAGAAUAGAAGUUUUGUGGGUGUGAGUAUGGAGUCGUCGUCGUCAUCAUCAUCAUUCUACUUGUUGUUGUUGUUCAUCUUUUCAUUAUCACUCAUCUCUCAUGCUUCUUUGGAGGCAUUCAUCCACUCCUCCUCCCCAUCAUCAUCAUCAUCAUUGUACACGAAAUGUUGUCGUGAUGAUGAGAUGGCUGCGUUGCUCCAAUUCAAGCACGCGUUUUUCAGAACCAAUCGUUGUUGGGAUCGAGACGAUGGUCCCCCAAAGCUUGAAUCAUGGAAAGAAGGGGUCGAUUGUUGCUCGUGGGAGGGUGUGGAGUGCGACGAACAAGAUGGUGAUGAUCUUGGUCAUGUCGUCGGAUUAGACCUGAGUCGCAGUUGCCUCUAUGGUUCCAUGAACUCCAACAGCUCCCUCUUUACCCUCCUUCACCUCCAGAGGCUGGACCUCUCGCAGAAUGACUUCAACUCUUCCCACAUACCCUCCGCAAUUGGGAACCUCUCAAGCCUCGCCCAUCUCAACCUCUUCGCUUCGAGCUUUUCUGGCCAAAUCCCACAACCACAACUCUCCAAUAUAACAACUUUGGUUUCCCUUGAUCUCACUUAUAACGACGGUUUGGAACUUGGCAGCCUGAAAGGACUGGUUCAACACAUGAUCAAUUUGAAGGUGCUCCUUCUGUCACACGUCAACCUCUCUUCUUCACCUCUACCUCACGACCUCCUCUCCGAUUCCUCAUCAUUAGAGUCUCUGGAUCUUUCUUAUUGUGACCUGAAGGGUGAGUUUCCUGCGGCCAUUUUUAAUCUCCCAAUGCUCAAGAUGCUCGACCUAAGCCAGAAUUAUGAUCUCAAAGGGAAUUUGCCCAACUUCCGAUCAGGGAGUCCUCUUAAAUUUCUGCUGCUCUCUGGAACACGGUUUGGAGGAGUGUUGCCUCCCUCCAUUGGAAAUCUUGCCUCUUUGGAACAUAUAGACAUCUCUCGUUGCAGUUUUACAGGGAAGCUUCCGAUGUCACUCAGUAAUCUUACCCAACUUGUUUCUUUUAUUAUUUGGGAAGGUAAUCACUUCAGCCCCGAUAGUCUCACGACUAGUUCACUGUCUUGGAUUGGCAAGCUCACCAAGCUCACUCAAGUGUAUCUCGGAAACAUGGACUUGAAGGGUGAGAUCCCGUCUUGGCUCGUGAACCUCACUCGACUUACUCGCCUAGAUAUGAGUGAUAAUCGACUUACGGGUCCAAUCCCAUCUUCCUUCGUGAACCUCACUCAACUUACUGAGCUAGAUAUGCAGCAUAAUCGACUUACUGGUCCGAUCCCACCUUCGCUUAUGAAGCUCCCAGAGCUCAAAUCUAUUGACUUGUCUCACAAUAUAUUUACCGGUCAAUUUCCAUCCAGUUUUAAUCACCAAAUUCAGAAGUUGAACCUUUCCUCUAAUAAAUUGCAAGGCUAUAUUCCUACAGAGAUCACAAAACUCACAUAUCUCACCUCAUUUGAUGUGUCAUUUAACAAUCUUUCUGGCCCUAUACCACAUGGAAACCAGUUCUUUAACUAUGACUGCACCUCAUAUGAAGGGAAUCCCGGACUGUACAUUGAACCUUGGAGCGAGCAAUGUCGAAAUGCGAGGUCUUUGCAGGCUCCAUCCGUUACAAAUGGUGACGACGACGACGAUGAAAAUGACGAUGAAUACGACUCAGAAUCUUACUUAAAAAUGAGGUGGACGAUGCGUUCGAUGGGAUUCGCAUGUGGUUUGGUUGUUGGAGUGGUCGGCGGGAACGAGUUGGCUGCAAGAAAACACGAUUGGUUUGUCAAGACUUUUGCAAGGAAACGGCGAUAGAUGGUGUUCGUGAGAUCGAGGAGAAGCCUGCUACAAGCAUUCUAAGUUGUGCUUGAAACUUAAAGAGAACUUUGAAAGCUCAUACAGUAUGUAAACAGAAAUCAUUCAUGUGGAUUAUUAUGUCCCAAUCUUAGGACAUUAUCUUGUUUUCGUUUGAACAAUAUCAUCCUAUGUUGUCACUUUGCAUUAAAUUGUUACUUCUGGA